AUGUCAUUGCCUCCGACGCCUAGCUUUACAUGUCAGCCCCGACGUCAUCGUAGUCGCUGUAAACUAUUCGCUGGUGUAACGUCUAUGCCAAUAGCUUUAACAUGUAGCCUACUAUUACUAAUAAUAACUGGCGUAUUUAUGCGGAACGCCCAAGCGGGUGUUAUCAAAAAAAGAGAAAUUCCCUCAAUACGCAAUGUGGACGACAUGUCAGCGACAACUACGCCAACAACAACAACAAAUGUCUUGGCGUCAUCGAUAAGGGCUCUCUCAAAUGACCCUGACAUUGAGGUAAGGGAAUUGAACCAACCACCACAGUCAAUGGCUGCGACAGAGCUACCACGAACCAAAUUAGUUAUGCAGGGUAUGGGGAGCCUUGAUGGCUCCCAUGAGGAAUCAAUGCACAAUGAUUUAUCACUGGACCCAAGCGUUGCUAAAAAGGCCAAUCCGGAAAUAAUUGAACAAGAAAAUGCCAACGGAACCCCACGUUGGGCGCCAUUAUCAACCGAGAAUCCCAUUCUCAAAUUAGCCAAUAAUUUAAGUGGUAAUUUUCAACAAAAUCUAGAGAGCUUUAGCUCUAAGGUUAGUCAAGUCCUAAAUGAUAUUCAUUCCAAGGAGGUAACACAAGAGAAAUCGCAAGAGAUCGCUUCAGGAUCCUCAGAAUCUACUGGAAGCUCGAAUUCGGAUGCUGGAAAUAUUAUGGUCUUAACAGCUCCAUCAAAGGAGAAAACCAGUGAUAUUUUACCUACUGAGGAGAAGAAAGAACAUCGGGAACCCAAUCAGGUUGGGGAAAAUGUAAACAUGGAAGCCGGAACUGGAAAUCCCACAAAUUUUUCAACUUCUUCGCAAGAUGUAGAAGUUAUGAAUAAUGGAGCAGAUGGCCGCCCCGUAUUAAGUGUUAGCUCUACGCAUGAAAAUCUGGCCAAACCUCAAGAAGAUCACCAAAAAGGUUCCCAAGAAGUUGCCGAAAAUUCCGCGGAUUCUUCACGAAAGGUAUUCACAACUGAAAUUGAAAAGGAAACUCUUUUAAAUCCCCUUAAAGGCAAUGAAAAUUCCCACGAAUCUCAGAAUGCCUUGCAGAACUCCCAAGAGAGUGAAAACGGAGUUCGUUCUACAGAAAAUCCCCAAAAAUCCCAGACCCCGAAAAUAAACAAUGGAGAUCCCUCAAAAGGCAAUGCGAUUUCCCAGGAAGGCCAGAGCACUGCAUUUCACGAAUCCCAAAGUAGAGGACAUUCCCUGAAUGGCAAUAAAAAUUCCCAUGAAUCCCACAAUGACAUUUCACAAGAAUCCCAGAGUGCGGGGAAAAUAAAUAUCCAAGAAAAUCCGCAAAUUAAAACUGGAAAUUUUCAAGAGGAAGCCCAAAAUGAAAGUCUACAAGGUUCUCAGGGUGCUGCCAACUUAAAUAAACAAAAUUUCCAAGAAUCCCAGAGCCCUACAAUGACAGAAAAGGAAAACCCACAAGAUUCCCAAAAAUCCCAGAAUAUCGAGGAAGAUUCUCAUGAAUCCGGAAGUCAUAAUGAAAAUAAUCUAAAACCCCUAGAAGCUUCAAUGGCCGAAAAUACCUUAGCAAAAAUUGAAAAUACCCAAGAAUUCCAAAAAAGCAACGAUAAUACCCAACAAAACCAACUCCAAAGUAUUGCCGAAAAUUCCCAAGAAUCUCAAAGCUCUUCCCCAACUGGAAAUGUUCAGGAAUCCCAACGGCAACAACUACCCACCAUUCAGGGCAACUCCCACGUAUCCCAAAAUACCAUAAAAUCCCCAAGUGGUAGCGAAAAUCUCCAAGAAUCCCAGAACACCGAAGAAAUACAAAAAGAAAAUACCCAAAAAUCCACUAAUGACCAGGAAAAUUCGCAGGAAUCCCAAAAUACUUUAAAUUCUGAAAAUCCGCAAGAAUCCCAGAUUUCUUUAAAAUCCCCCAAGGCUUUGGACAAUUCCCAAGAAGUCCAAAGCACCAGCGAAAUCGUGAAAGAUGAUUCCCAAAGCAUCAAUAAUGUCCAGGAAAGCAACCCAGAAUCUCAGUCCAUUAUUAAAUCCCUCAAUUUGAACGAUAAUCCACAAGAAUCAAAGAAAUCCCCAAAUGCCGCAGAAAAUUCUCAAGAAUCCCAAAAUACCUUCAAAUCGGCAAAUGAUUCAGAAAGUCCUCAAGAAACUUUCCAAAAAUCUCAGAUUUUCUUAACAUCCCCAAAUGCCUCAGAAAAUCCCCAGGAAUCUGAAAACCCCCGUGAAAUGGAUUUGAAACUGGCUUCCAAUGAAGCCAUAAAUGAUCUGAGCUCAUCGAAGGAAAACGGCGCAAACAUGGAAAAAUCCGCACAGGAAAAGUCUUUGCAAGAAAUUGCUGAAAACAACGGGAAAUCUGGGGACAUUCAGGAUUCAACUAAAAUGGAGGUUGCUAUAAAAUCAUCUAGAAAACUUGAGGAGGAUGUAAAUUCCAGCAAUAAUGGUUUAAAUGAGAUUUCUUCCAAGGAGUCUUUGGCGAAACCUGAGAGAGUCACGGAAAAGGAAAUGCAGACAAAUGGGGAAAAAUUAUCCGAAAAUUCUCCCAAGAAUGUAGAGUUACAAAAUAUGGACUCAAAACCUUCUUCCAAUGAAAAUAAUGUACAAAUUCAGCAAAAUAUUGAUGAUUUAAAGCAAACCGCUGAUUUCAAUACGCAGUCAGCUGAUUCCACUAAGCAAUCAGCUGAUUUAGCCAGGACCCCAACCACCGCCACCAACCUUAAAGAUAAUAGCCUGGAAACAAAUCACAUAAAUGAAAAACCAACUGUGUUCUCUAAGCCUAUAGGAGAUUUGGGAAAUAAAUUUGUGAACUCCUCUGGCAUUCAAGAUGCCUUGGAUGGUGAUUCCUGGAAGGAGGUUACCAAUGAUUUACCCGAUAAGACCACAGAAAAAAUACCCGAGGAGGAGGUUGUGGGGACUCAAAAGCCUUUGGAUAAAGUGGAAUAUGGUCGUGCCAUGUUCCAGGGCAAGGAAGGUGAAGGUGAGGAGGCCACCACAUUACCCGGCCACAUUGCCAAUAAUAUUGAUUUUGGUGAAGUUCUGCAACAGAAUUCCACCUCGAACUCUCUGCGCCCCAAGCAACCGAAAUUUAUUAAUGAUAAUUCCUCGAAUGCCCAACAAAUGAAUUUACCAAAUAAUCCGGAGGUUUGGUCGCUGGCUGGUAUGAAAAAUCCUAACGCUAACAAUGUGGGGGAUGGGGAUAAAAAACCAAAUCGGGAGCAGGUUACCACCAUGAAAUCUGAGAGAAUGGAAAUGCGGGAUAAUUUGGAUUCCCAAUUAAAUGGCCUCAGUGAAAAGUCCCUGUUAGAUUGGUCUCACAUUAUGACCGAUAAGGAAUUAAUACAGGCCACCACUGAGGAGUAUGGUGAAGAAGUGGCCGCCACAAAUUCGGAUCUUCUGCUUGGUAAUACCCAAACAAACGCAAUCAGUGCAAAUUCAACAAUCUUAUCAAUGGGCAAUGAUGAUGAUAAGGCCGCCACAAAAAGAGAGGAGGAAAAGAUAAAAGAAACUGGCGAAGAAGAAGGCAUAACAGAGCAGAGAGAAAAUAAUUUGGAAGCAGUUGGGGGAGUAACAGAGAAAUCAGUUACCGAGACAUUUGUUGCAAGCCACAAAAGUGAGGAUGGCAUGACACAUGGAGAACAACCCUCGGCAGCACCUGCUGACACAACAAACUUGACUUCAAUUGAAAAUCCCCAAACAAAAACAACUACACGAACAGCUGUUGCGACUGAUGAGACUAUUUUAACAUUAGAGAGACCCGACCGUGAGCAGAGCUUUAUCAAUAACAUAACGGAGAGCGGCCAAACGUCGGCAGUAACUACGGAAACAGCUGUUGGCAUAACGGAGAGCCCGACGCAGCAAAAAACAACUGUAGAACCGAAUGUUAACAGUUUUGUUGAAACCAGUGCGGAGAACACAACAACGAAGACGACGGCAACGGGAACUUCGGAUGUUUUUGAAUUAAAUACGGAAAAAUCAAAUUACGACGAAGUGAAAGAAAAUCGUGCGGAUUUUACGGAGGUUGAGGUUACAACAUAUAAACCGAAAUUUGUAAUUGCAACAACAACAACAAGUACGUCGAUUGUCACCCUGCCUUCUCAGGCGAUUGAGGGCAGUAAUGAAACCGUUGAAACUACAACAACAAAUAAAAUUCCUCCUCUAGCGGAAGUUAUUGACCAAAAUGGCAACAACUUGGAAUCGAUAGAUAUUGAAACUACAACAACACCACCGAGCAGUACACAAACAACUACAUUAGCAGCCGCUACUCAAGAGCCAACCGUCGAAGAGAAGCCGCAGGAGGAGGGGCAGUUCUCCUCAAGUACAAUUAAAACGCAUUUGAAUGAACAGCUAGCAAAUAAUUCUACAACAACAACAAAUAAUUUUACAACAACAGCCACAGAUAUUCCAUUUGAGUUAACGACUAUAGCAGCUAAAGAAAAUACAACUACGUCAUCCUCUGGAGCGGAGGAGGGGGUGAAAGAGGAGAUAAUCGGAACGCUUGGCGAAACAACAACCCCUAAAACUCAACAAGCAGCCAAAGAAGAGGAAGAAGAAGAUACUCAAGAGGGGAAACAACAAACAACCUCAGAACAAGGGGACAUUAUAAUUGGGUUAGCAACAACAACAACAACGACAGCAAAACCUGAAACAAAGGCCACAGAGGCCACCGAAGAAGAAGAACUUGAACAGGCAACAGAAAUAACAACUACAACAGCAACCCCUGCCUCGGAAACACCUGUUGCCAACACAAGUGAAAUAUUUAAUGGCAACUUAGGUUCAGUUACCACCACCACCACGACCUCUAGACCUGAACUAAAUAGCGACACAAAUAAAGACACCACAAAGGCAGAAGCUGAGGGUGAGGGUGCGGAUGACGAAAAAGUCGCCGAGGUGACCACCACUGAAAAGGGUGUAGAAACCUAUUUCAAGUUCCCCAUAAGAGGGGGAAGUCAAACAGCAACACCUACAAUCACAACAACACCAACAAUAAACAAAGAAGAACGAGAACCAGAAAUCGAGGGAUCCGGUGACGAGGAAGGUUAUGAGCAAGAAGGCAUAAAAGUUACAGACAUGAGUUUACCGGAGACCAGUACAAGCGAAAGAACUACGGCAGUGACGGAAGAGACAUUUAUAAGUUUAUUGGAUGAUUCAACAACAACAACCAGUACCUCCACCACCACAACAACCGAAUUACCUCCCAUAAUAAUAACAACAACAACUACGGAGAGGCUACCACAACAACAACAAGUGAAAAUAUUCCACAAACGACCUUUAGUACUUAUAUAG
This is a messenger RNA of Musca vetustissima, 5277 nucleotides long. Its product is annotated as serine-rich adhesin for platelets-like. The record is from RefSeq and is a predicted model, not a curated record. NCBI's taxonomy places the organism in Eukaryota, Metazoa, Arthropoda, Insecta, Diptera, Muscidae. The coding region runs from base 1 to 5277 and encodes 1758 amino acids. The transcript has 2 exons.